Cornus florida is the source of this 1783-nucleotide messenger RNA. RefSeq names its product serine hydroxymethyltransferase 4. The transcript has 4 exons. The coding region runs from base 80 to 1495 and encodes 471 amino acids. Lineage: Eukaryota; Viridiplantae; Streptophyta; Magnoliopsida; Cornales; Cornaceae. Gene Ontology annotation, cellular component: cytoplasm. The record is from RefSeq and is a predicted model, not a curated record. Gene Ontology annotation, biological process: tetrahydrofolate interconversion; L-serine catabolic process; folic acid metabolic process. Gene Ontology annotation, molecular function: pyridoxal phosphate binding; cobalt ion binding; glycine hydroxymethyltransferase activity.
UACAACUUCACUACCACUGCAUUCCCUCAUCCCCUCUCCCUCUCUCUACCCAUUCCACUUUCUCUCUCUAGAAUCUCCGAUGGAUCCCGUGGACUCCUGGGGCAACACCUCUCUCCAAACCGUCGACCCGGAGAUCCACGACCUCAUCGAGAAGGAGAAACGCCGGCAGUGCCGAGGAAUCGAGCUCAUCGCCUCCGAGAACUUCACCUCCUUCGCCGUCAUCGAAGCCCUCGGCAGCGCGCUCACCAACAAGUACUCCGAGGGCUUGCCGGGAAACCGUUACUACGGCGGCAACGAGUACAUCGACCAGAUCGAGAACCUCUGCCGGAGCAGAGCCCUCAAGACCUUCCGUCUCGACCCCACCAAAUGGGGCGUCAAUGUGCAGCCCUAUUCGGGAUCUCCCGCCAAUUUCGCCGCCUACACGGCGGUGCUCAACCCGCACGAUCGGAUCAUGGGCCUGGAUUUACCGUCCGGUGGUCACUUGACUCAUGGGUACUACACUUCCGGUGGGAAGAAGAUAUCGGCGACGUCCAUUUACUUCGAGAGCUUGCCGUAUAAGGUGAAUUCGAGUACUGGAUAUAUCGAUUACGAGAAAUUGGAGGAGAAGGCGUUGGAUUUCAGGCCCAAAUUGAUCAUUUGUGGAGGGAGUGCGUACCCUAGGGAUUGGGAUUACGCGAGGUUUCGGGCUGUUGCGGAUAAGUGUGGUGCUCUUUUGCUCUGUGACAUGGCUCAUAUUAGUGGACUUGUUGCUGCUGAGGAAGCUGCAGAUCCCUUCGAAUACUGUGACAUAGUAACAACUACUACCCACAAGAGCCUCAGAGGUCCUAGGGCUGGUAUGAUCUUCUACCGGAAGGGCCCCAAACCAGCCAAGAAAGGCCAGCCAGAAGAUGCAGUUUAUGACUUUGAAGACAAGGUAAACUUUGCUGUUUUCCCCUCCCUCCAGGGCGGUCCCCACAAUCACCAGAUCGGUGCUCUGGCUGUUGCCCUGAAACAGGCCAUGUCUCCUGGGUUCAAGGCCUAUGCCAAGCAAGUGAAGGCCAAUGCAGUUGCCCUUGGAAACUACCUGAUGGGCAAAGGGUACAAGCUUGUCACUAGUGGAACUGAAAAUCACCUUGUUCUCUGGGAUCUUCGUCCUCUUGGAUUAACUGGCAAUAAGGUUGAGAAGCUUUGUGACCUAUGCAACAUUACUGUGAACAAGAAUGCUGUUUUUGGUGACAGCAGUGCUUUGGCCCCUGGAGGGGUUCGCAUUGGUACUCCGGCCAUGACUUCCAGAGGGUUGGUUGAGAAGGACUUUGAACAGAUUGCAGAGUUCCUCCACCGGGCUGUGACUGUCACAUUGAAAAUCCAGGAGGAGUUCGGAAAGCUCUUGAAGGACUUCAACAAGGGUCUGGUGAACAACAAAGACAUGGAGGAACUCAAGGCUGACGUCGAGAAGUUCUCGUCCUCUUUUGACAUGCCCGGCUUCUUGAUGUCUGAAAUGAAGUACAAGGAUUAAGCUCUCCAAAGUUUUCUUUGUUAUUGUAUCAUCUUCUUGUUUGUUUGAAUCAUAAAACUUCCUCUUUGAAUUUUGGCAUUCAUAUCAUCUACUUGGGGGAAGAAUAACGGUCAACUAUUCUCCAUACUACUCUUGUUUCCUGUGUUUUAGGAUAGUGAUCUGAUUUUAUUUUUAUGAACUUAAUUGAUGUAGGGCUUGGCCAAUGAAUUUCACUUGUAAAGGUUAAUCUAGCCCUGGAAGAUCCCUGUUUGGAUUGACUUAUCAAACAACGUUUUUGUUAAAUUAUAA